This is a messenger RNA of Anastrepha obliqua, 685 nucleotides long. RefSeq names its product acylphosphatase-2. Gene Ontology annotation, molecular function: acylphosphatase activity. The coding region runs from base 60 to 482 and encodes 140 amino acids. The transcript has 5 exons. Lineage: Eukaryota; Metazoa; Arthropoda; Insecta; Diptera; Tephritidae. The record is from RefSeq and is a predicted model, not a curated record.
CUUGACAGCUGAUCUAAUUUUUUUAGUUAGCAUAAAAACAAAAAAUCGACUUUGUUGUUAUGGCAGCUAAUUUUGUCUUCACUGAGAUACUUUUCAUAAAUAUUUUUAUUUGUGUAUUACCAAUUUAUUUCGCUGACAAACCUGAAUCAGUGCUUUCCAACGGAAAUUCGUUUGAAGAGGUCGAAAUGGCAGCAAAGCAGUUAUUCAGUCAAGAUUUUGAAGUUUUUGGAAAAGUACAAGGAGUUUUUUUCCGAAAGCAUACAGAAAAGCAAGCUAAGCAGUUUGGACUUCGUGGGUGGUGCAUGAAUACUUCCCAGGGUACCGUGCGAGGACAAAUGGAAGGCGAAUUAAAUAAAAUCAAUGAAAUGAAAUAUUGGCUACAAACCAAAGGUAGUCCAAAUUCGCGUAUAGAUAAAGCCGUUUUUUCGGAAAUGAAAGAGAUUCCCGAUUACACUUUCAAAGCUUUCACAAUCAAGCGUUAGGAGGAGACAAGUGACAAUAUAUUGUAAAAAAUCUACUGCAGUGGAUGUUUAUGGAUGCAACCCUGAAAGUAGAUAAAGCAGUUAGUAGAAGAGGAGCAUGACUUUUGCACAUUUCAGUGUGAUCAUUGCGCACAAUUCUGUGAAAUUAUAUUAUUAAAUCGUGGAAAAUUUAUUCAGUGAAAGUAAAAUUUAGAAAAAGCCUA